Messenger RNA from Xenia sp. Carnegie-2017, 1419 nucleotides. Its product is annotated as protein DD3-3-like. The record is from RefSeq and is a predicted model, not a curated record. Bases 1 to 1419 code for a protein of 472 amino acids. Lineage: Eukaryota; Metazoa; Cnidaria; Anthozoa; Malacalcyonacea; Xeniidae. The transcript has 7 exons.
AUGGCUGAGGAUAUUGGCGCCUGGUACCCGAUCCUCGAAGCCCUUUCUGCAUUCUUUGUUCUUGUAAAUGCAUUUGUAAUAGCGUUUACCUCCGACUUCAUCCCAAAGAUGGUAUAUAAAUACAGUUACAGUCCUGACGAAUCACUCGACGGCUAUUUGAACAACAGUCUGUCAUAUUACAACACCACCUUAUGGAACAAUGAGUCGAGACCGGAUGAGAAGUAUACAGAUUCUAGAAAGCAAUCUGAUUCACAGACUACCUAUGGUCUCCACGAACCUUGGGAAUGGUACGAUAAAUGCAAGAAAAGAUAUCGAAAUAAAGGUCUGUUCACAGCUGAUCAACAUCUCAAUGGUGAUCAAAGCAUCUACACCCGUCAAAAUCCAAACGGCAAUCGUUAUGGUUACGAAUGUCCCGAAGAACGUGAUUAUUACCCGUAUUGGCAUCCUACAGACUGGAUUGAUAUUGCUGUUCUUGCCCAUAAUCAAUCUAUGUGUGAAUAUUAUCGAAAUGAGAGCUUCAACGUUAAAGAAAAAGGAGAAUGUCUUCAGUACUACAAUACAAUUUCUGACAGAUUUCGCCACGAUUCCAUGUAUAACAAUAAACUUGACUGUGAAAAUAAUCAUGGUUUUUGGGUUCCAUUCAUCAACUAUCUUGAAGAAAGGAAAGACCUUGACAGAAGAACAGAUUGUUUGGCGGCAAGCACAAAUGAUGUACGUCUUAUCUGGGCCAUUCCCUAUUGUUCUGAAGAUAUUGAUGACUUGGAAAUGAGUGGACACAGCAUUGAAUCUUUAAGACGGUGUUUGGUGGCUUUAGAUCCUCCAGAAUGUUAUAAAGCUCCUUACACGAGAAGUAAUCAUUUGGGAAAUGCGCAUAAUGUUGUUCCUCUCAACUACACUUGGGUUCUUCCAUAUUUUCCUUCGCGUCGUGCUCAGAGAUGUGUUUUCAGGAUAAGGUAUAACAUUUCCACUGGUGAUUAUCCUCCAUUCAACACUUUCAGUGACCAAAACCAUGCCCAGAAUGAAGGCGUGUACUCUCCUGUGCAAAACAAUCCAACGGUUCACAUUGGCCGAACACAAUUACCAUUGCGACUUGCAAUUAACACGGCUCAAUUUGGACGCACUUUUCAAGACCGAUCCCAUUUAUUCAAACUCAUGCCAAGACUUACGGGCAUUACAAAUAAUGACGUCAUUUAUAAUCUGAACGUCCGUGGUAAACGUGGUAAUAUAGUACAAGUCUAUCCAGCUGUGGAGUAUGACUUCAUUCCCAAACGACUUAAAAUCACAAACACUAGUCUCGUUCACAUCCAGUGGACAGGAAAUUUUGAAUUUUCGACCCUAUUUGUGUAUAUGAGGGAAUUUAAAAUUAUUUACACGCUAAUUGAAAAUGCUCAUCGAUUUCUACAGGAAAACUUUUCCUAG